Xyrauchen texanus (razorback sucker) is the source of this 2457-nucleotide messenger RNA. RefSeq names its product protein ABHD8-like. The record is from RefSeq and is a predicted model, not a curated record. The transcript has 4 exons. The coding region runs from base 474 to 1919 and encodes 481 amino acids. Gene Ontology annotation, molecular function: catalytic activity. NCBI's taxonomy places the organism in Eukaryota, Metazoa, Chordata, Actinopteri, Cypriniformes, Catostomidae.
GUGUGUGUGAAAAACACUUUGGUGUGACGUCACUUAACACUUAUAAAUAUCACUCACUUUUGCACAUUAAUCAUUGCUCUUCACAAUCACAAUAGUGACCGAUUAUGGUUUCAAAACGGCGAAUUUCUCCGAAAGGUGAGGAGUUUGGAUCACUUAAAUUAUAUAUCUAUAUAUAUGCAGAUUACACAAUCUUCUUAGGGCACCAGCCACUAUGGGUGUUGUGCCAAAAUCGGAUCCCCCUCUAGAUUCUUACUCUCCACUGACUGAUUGAUCCCAAUCCCUAAAGCGUAAGGGAGCCAGAAAACGACAUGACACCAGCUCUGACAGGGGAUCGCUUCACACACAGCAGGAAGACCGUUAUAUGAUUAAGUGAAGUAUUGUUUGAAGAUUCACUGUUUAGCCCAUUUUCCUUAAAUAAAGCAUUGAUUUUUUGAGAACACAUUUUUACUUAUUCUUUUCCCCAGGUGUUCACCAUGCUGACCAGUUUUGUGGAUGGAAUAUUCUGUUGCUUCACAGGCAAGUCAACCAAUGUGGUGGUGCCUAUUGAAUCCUCUGAGCCAACAGAUGGUUUUGAAUUUGUGGAGGUGAAACCAGGAAGGGUUUUGAGAGUUCGACAUAUUAUUCCAGACAAACCAGUGGUUGAGGAGCCAGGGACUGGGGAAGGGGGAACUGUAAGCUGCAAGCGUAAAAUCUCAGUGUACCGAAACGGACAACUUCUGAUUGAGAAUGUGAAUGAAGCUAAGCAUCCAGAGUUGGUACGCUAUCAGAAUGGAGACAACACUGUGGAUAAAGGGGUUAAUUAUUAUGACCCUCCGGCAGCAGCGGGCCAGACUGCAGUGCCAACACCAGGGUCUGAUGCAGGAAAGACUGCAGAUGCCAAACCUGCACCUCCACAGGAUCAGCAGCAACCACAGCGCAGACGGCGCAAACCUAAACGCUCCAUUGUGAUUGACUGUGAGCGGAAGAUCACAUGCUGCAAAGGCACUCACCCUAAUGUGGCCUUGUUUUUCAUACACGGGGUUGGAGGAUCACUGGACAUUUGGGGAAGCCAACUGGAUUAUUUCUCACAACUUGGCUAUGAGGUCAUUGCCCCAGACCUGGCCGGCCAUGGUGCGAGUUCAGCUCCUCAAAUCCCUGCUGCAUAUACUUUUUACGCACUAGCUGAGGAUCUUAGAAUCAUAUUCAAGAGAUAUGCGAAGCGGCGGAAUAUUUUAGUAGGGCACUCUUAUGGAGUCUCAUUUUGCACCUUCCUGGCUCAUGAGUAUCCAGAGCAAGUUCACAAGGUUGUGAUGAUUAAUGGUGGUGGUCCUACAGCACUUGAGCCCAGUCUCUGCUCUGUCUUCAACUUACCCACUUGUGUCCUUAACUUAUUGUCCCCGUGCCUUACCUGGAGUUUCCUCAUGGCUGGAUUUGCCCAUCAGGGAGCACGAGAAAAGAAAUUACUGAAAGAAAACAAUGCCUUCAAUGUGUCCGCCUUCGUUUUGCAGUCCAUGAUGAGUGGACAGUAUUGGCCUGAGGGUGAUGAGGUUUACCAUGCUGAACUCACUGUGCCUGUUUUGCUUGUCCACGGCAUGUAUGACAAGUUUGUACCAAUACAAGAGGACCAACGUAUGGCAGAGAUCCUCUUGCUGGGCUUCCUGAAGGUCAUUGAUAACGGCAGUCACAUGGUCAUGAUGGAGUGCCCUGAUGUAGUUAAUACUCUCUUACAUGAAUUCUUCCUUUGGCAGCCAUCAACAGACCCAAAAACCAAACAGGAAAAAGCUUCCACCAUACCUCACAAGGACACAGCAAGACCUAAAACUGCCCCUAGGUCACCCUCCAAAUCUCAAUCAGACAUGAUAAGGCCAACAACUGCUCCAAAGAUCAGCAAUAGCGGGACAGAGGCCCUGGUUGACGGAAAAUUUAAGGGCAAGAAAUAGCUGAUCUACAAGCAAAGGAAUUGGUUAAACCUGCUUUUCUUUGGCGAUUAGCCAAAAUGUAACAGCUGUUUGAAAAGAGGAUGUGCUCGAACAGUCACCUUCUCCUGGUAUGUGUAAGACUACAGAGAACACAAAAAACUGCUAUAAAUUACAUGUACCAAUCGACAGUGGAGUUUUGCUUUAAUAUUUUCAGGUUUUGGCUGAGGAGAUGAAGAUUUCUAGAAGAUGAUACGUUUCUUUCAAUCACAGCCAAUUCAACUAGGGAUGGACCGAUGUAUCGGCCAAACAUCGGUAUCGGCCGAUAUUCGCCUUGUUGACUGACAUCAGCCUAUCGGCAAAUACGAUGUCAUUCACUGACGGCAGUGUCCGAUGUUUAUCUGGUUAUAUGUCUCUGUUAUUUGCGAUCGACUUGGACAACAGUUGCCUACCCAGCUGCAGUUUUGGAGAAGAUCCAACAGAUGGUACUAGAAUACCACCCACAGCCACUGGCUACACACGACUCUGGCAUGACGUAAGAGGCAACGGAUGUCGUGCACAU